AUGAGGAGACAGAAUCAGAGCGUGAUCACCGAGUUUAUUCUCAUAGGCUUCUCAAACCUAGGGGAUCUGCAGAUCCCUCUCUUUUUUAUCUUUCUACUUGUCUACCUGACCACUCUGAUGGCCAAUGCCACCAUCAUGACUGUCACUCGUCUGGAUCGGGCUUUGCACACCCCUAUGUACUUCUUUCUCUUUGUCCUCUCCUGCUCUGAAACCUGCUACUCCUUGGUUAUUGUACCAAAAAUGCUGACCAACCUGCUUUCCACAAGCUUGACUAUUUCUUUCUCUGGGUGUGCUGCACAGCUCUAUUUCUUUGUGGGCUUGGCUUGUACCAACUGUUUUCUAAUUGCCGUGAUGGGCUAUGAUCGCUAUGUUGCCAUCUGCAACCCUCUCAACUACACACUCAUUGUUAGCCGGACCACCUGCAUGCAGUUGGUUCUAGGCUCCAGCUUCUGUGGUUUCCUGAUCUCUGUGGUUGUCAAUGUCCUGGUGUUUAGUGUACCCUUCUGUGCCUCCAAUCAUAUCAACCACUUUUUCUGUGACAUUUCCUCUGUCAUAAAACUGGGCUGCACAGACACCAAGCUGAAAGAGAUGGUCAUCUUCUUCCUCAGCAUUCUGGUAUUGCUCUUUCCCUUAGUGUUGAUAUUCAUCUCCUACAUCUUCAUUGUUUCCACCAUCCUCAAGAUCUCCUCAGUGGAGGGACAGUGUAAGGCCUUCUCCACCUGUGCCUCCCACCUCACAGUGGUCAUUAUCCACUAUGGCUGUGCUUCCUUCAUCUACUUGAGGCCCACAUCCCUGUACUCCUCUGAUAAGGACCGGCUUGUGUCAGUGACCUAUACUGUGAUCACCCCACUACUCAAUCCCCUUGUCUACACACUGAGAAAUAAAGAAGUUAAGAUGGCUCUGAGAAACGUUCUCCGUAGAUACUCCUUUCCCAAAACUGUAUUAGUAAGUUGA
This is a messenger RNA of Diceros bicornis minor, 954 nucleotides long. RefSeq names its product olfactory receptor 10T2-like. The record is from RefSeq and is a predicted model, not a curated record. The transcript has a single exon. Gene Ontology annotation, molecular function: olfactory receptor activity; G protein-coupled receptor activity. Bases 1 to 954 code for a protein of 317 amino acids. Gene Ontology annotation, biological process: G protein-coupled receptor signaling pathway. Gene Ontology annotation, cellular component: membrane. Lineage: Eukaryota; Metazoa; Chordata; Mammalia; Perissodactyla; Rhinocerotidae.